AUGCACUGCCGACUGGUUCCUGGAAAACCCCUCUUGAGGAACAGGCGGAACCUCAUGUGUGACAACAUCGGCCCUUGUGGAGAUACAGUCUUCAAUCAAAUUAAGUGCCAAGUGACACGUCUCAAUUUGUCAGCCCCGGGUCUCUUUGAUGCCUAUCUGGAGAGCCAAGGCUCGCCCUUCAACAGAGCGGAGGUGAAAUCGCUUUGCGUCUCCAAAGACACUUUCCCCUCCUUCGACAACCGGACCAGGAAAGAGAUGCUGAUCUCGCUGUACAAGAUCUUCACCUUUUUCAACGCCUCUCUGGGCAACAUCACCAGAGACCAGGAGAACAACGACAGGAAGGACCUGCUGGAACGGCUCAACAACACCACCGCCAAAACGCAAGGCCUCCUAGCCAACCUCACCUGCCUGUUGUGCUCCGAGUACAAAGUCACCGACGUGAAGGUUACCUACGGCUCGGAGGAAACGGGCACGUUUGAGAAGAAGAAGCAGGGCUGCUGGGCCCUCAGGAUGUACACAGAGACCAUCCCCCUCAUCGCUCAGGCGUUGGGGAAAUGCCAUAGGCUGAGAUGAACUUACGCGUCAGACCAUGCUAACUCUUUGCCUGCAACGUCAACCCAACAUGUUUUGGGAUGACAUCAUGCAGUAA
This is a messenger RNA of Zootoca vivipara (common lizard), 649 nucleotides long. It is a transcript of the gene LIF, whose product is annotated as LIF interleukin 6 family cytokine. Gene Ontology annotation, biological process: leukemia inhibitory factor signaling pathway; immune response; positive regulation of cell population proliferation. NCBI's taxonomy places the organism in Eukaryota, Metazoa, Chordata, Lepidosauria, Squamata, Lacertidae. The record is from RefSeq and is a predicted model, not a curated record. Gene Ontology annotation, molecular function: cytokine activity; growth factor activity; leukemia inhibitory factor receptor binding. Gene Ontology annotation, cellular component: extracellular region.